Leishmania braziliensis MHOM/BR/75/M2904 is the source of this 978-nucleotide messenger RNA. RefSeq lists its product as hypothetical. The transcript has a single exon. Bases 1 to 978 code for a protein of 325 amino acids. The record is from RefSeq and is a predicted model, not a curated record. Lineage: Eukaryota; Euglenozoa; Kinetoplastea; Trypanosomatida; Trypanosomatidae.
AUGCCACGGAGGAGUGCAUCUGUGGUGCCCUGCCUCAUCCUCCUUCUCCAGGCACCGCUCAUCGCAAGUCGACAGCACACAUCUCUGUGGCGCUUUGGGGUGUCGACAGCAUCGCUGAACACUGUUCUCCUCGGCCGCAGCAGCAGCGUCUCUGCGGUGGCGUGCAGCUGCCCGUCCUUCCAGCGUGCGCACAUUCGUACGGUCAUUCCUCCUCGUCCGGCAGUAACAACCCUUGUGUACCUCAAUCACUCUGGUCGAGCAGUGCGCACCGGCGUCGAGACAGACCUCUCGCUCAUCCGCACCCGUGACAACAAGUUCUACCUGCAGCGAGUGCUGCCCAACGGGGAAGUGGUGCGGUGGUUAGCGCCUGGUCUCAACUACCUCAAGAACGUCACCAACUUUGAAACGUACGCGCUCAACGAGAUCGAUGAGAACGGCGGCAUUAUUAUACCGGCCGAUGUGAUGCCGACGGUGGCCCACGACCCGCCGGGAUUACUCGACGCUGUCUUCUAUAUUACAAAACUUGAGGCGACUAGCAAGUUCACACGAAAAGAUCGCCGUCGCUGGCACCGCCGCCUCUUCGCUCAUUGGAAAGAAAGCCCCGAGAAGUACCUCAACCACACGUUGGGCACCUACGGCAUUGCAUUCCUUGUGCUGCUUUGGGUCUGCGUGCGUGGUUUCCACAGCAUCAAGAACCAGAAGCCGUUCUGGGAUGUCAACGUCUACGGCCGCACUGACGAGGAGCGAGAGCGUACGGACCCGUGGCUGCGGCUGAAGCGCUUCUCGGAGCGCCACCCCGAGCAUGAAGGAGUGGACAUGUCCGUCACGAUGUUAUCGCCUGGCCAAUCUCGACUGUCGAGUGCGCGGUCCGAGCUGCGCGAGUCGGACUUCACCGACCCGCACUACCACAGCGAGUUCUGGUGGAAGGUACGGCACUGCUACUACUAUGGUCACUGGCCAAAGGGCAUGGCAGAGUAG